This is a messenger RNA of Candidozyma duobushaemuli, 573 nucleotides long. It is a transcript of the gene RPL9B, whose product is annotated as 60S ribosomal protein uL6. Gene Ontology annotation, biological process: cytoplasmic translation. Gene Ontology annotation, cellular component: cytosolic large ribosomal subunit; ribosome. Bases 1 to 573 code for a protein of 190 amino acids. The transcript has a single exon. Lineage: Eukaryota; Fungi; Ascomycota; Pichiomycetes; Serinales; Metschnikowiaceae. The record is from RefSeq and is a predicted model, not a curated record. Gene Ontology annotation, molecular function: rRNA binding; structural constituent of ribosome.
AUGAAGUUCAUUCAGUCUGAGCAGAUCUUGGAGAUCCCUGAGGGUGUUACUGUCAACAUCAAGGCCAGAACCAUCAAGGUGACUGGUCCAAGAGGUGAGUUGACCAAGGACUUGAAGCACAUCGAUGUCACUUUCGAGAAGGUGUCUGACAGGGCUAUCAAGAUCAUCGUUCUUCACGGUGACAGAAAGCACGUCGCUGCUUUGAGAACUGUCAAGUCUUUGAUUUCUAACUUGGUGACCGGUGUUACCAAGGGUUACAAGUACAAGAUGAGAUACGUCUACGCCCAUUUCCCUAUCAACGUUAACACUGUUGAGAUUGACGGUCAGAAGUACGUUGAGAUCAGAAACUUUUUGGGUGAGAAGAAGGUCAGACACGUCAAGAUCUUCGAUGGUGUCACCAUGGAGCAGUCUACCACCCAGAAGGAUGAGUUGAUCAUCUCUGGUAACUCUUUGGAGGCUGUUUCGCAGAAUGCUGCUGACAUCAACCAGAUCUGCAGAGUUAGAAACAAGGAUAUCCGUAAGUUUUUGGAUGGUAUCUACGUUUCUGAGCGUGGAUUGAUCGAUGACAACUAA